GUCUCCUCUGCCAAUAUGAUGUGAUCAUGGACCAGCUUGUAGAUGAAGAUGCCCUAGCCAUUCCUGAAGGUCCCAACACUUGUUCCAGAUCAAAGAAACUCAAUGAAGCUGAUGGAGGAAUACUCAAGAUGUCAAGGAAGCAAGAAGAUUGUCUUGGUUGCAGCUUGAUCAACCCAGACACACUCACCACAAAUCAAGCUACUCCACCUUCAAGCUGAUCAUCAUCUAGGCAAGUAGCUUGUGUGUGCUCUUUUCCUAACCUUUGGUUUUGUCCCACUGGGUUUUCCAAAGGAAGGUUUUUAAUGAGGCCACAAGUUACUUCUCUUACCUCCUAGAUGAUUGAUCUUGGUCUGUCCACAUGAAGACCUUAUGUUAUAUAAUUUUAUCUAAGUUUUUAUGCUAUGUUUUUAAUUUCGAAAACUUGGUCUUUGUUUAGUUUCCAAGGGAGCCUGUUCCCUUUAUUUUUAUUUCUAUUUUCGAGACCUUGUGCAUGUACAAGGGCCUCUCUUUAUAUUCUGGUCGUGACCCCCCCUUUAUCAUUAAGCAAUCUUUUAUCAAAAACCCUUUUCUCUCUUCUCUCUUGUCUUGGACGAGUUGAAGUGUGUCUGGUGUGUAAUAUCCAGUCUGUUGGUGUGUAAUAUCCAACGCCCAAGGGCUUUAGAGAGGUGUGUCAUAUCCGAUCUAAGCCUAGGAGUAUCAAGAAGCCUUUCCGCAGCCUCUUGUGUCACCAUUCGAUCCACAUACCUUGAGAAGCUUGAGUCUUUUGAUUCGUUUCUGCAAGGAUUAUCCCAUCUGUUCCAGAGCAUCAUCCUAGGAUCUCAUCAAGUGGUAUCAGAGCAACUCUGGAAGGGAAGUGUUCAUCUUUCUCUAUGAUUUUCGAUUUGUCUCUUCAUAUUCAUGCUAGAAACUGAUAGAUCUGUGUUGUGGCUGUCGAAAUUUGAUAGAUUAAGUUUAUCUGAUUUCGUUUGUGUGUUAAAAACUCUUCAUAUACCUUGCUGAGAAAGUUUUCUGAUUUACUUGAUCAAUCUGUUUCUGUUUCUGAAAUUUCGAAUUUGUUUCUGUCUUGAUCUACUCUGUUUUGAUUAAACUUGAUGUACUAGACUUGAAAGUGAACCUGAAAUCAAAAUCUCUCUGUUCUGUUUCGAAAUCAAUCUGAUCUGUUAGGUUUGUGAUUUAUCAGUUCUGUUCAGAUUAGUUUUGAUCUGUUUUAAAUCAUUGGUUGAGUUUCUAAUUUGUUCUGAGAAUUGUCUAAGGUUUUAAGCUUCAGUUUGAAUCUGUUUCUGGUUUUGCAAAUUGAUUUUUGUUUUCUCUGUAGAACUUGUUACUGCUGUGUGUUGUUUUCUGUCUCAGGUACAAUGGCAGGAGAUCAGAAAGGAAAAAUCACUAAGGAAGAAAGGCUGUUACUUAAAUCUAUGAAUGCUCAAAUGCAGCAGAUGUUGGAUACCAACAUGGGUGAAUUUCGAAAGGAGCUUAGACAAAAGUUUCUGCAGCAAACUGAUGAUCUUAGGCAGCAAAAUAAAAACAGAAUGGACAAACAAAAGCUUGAGCCUAGACCACCAGAUUCUGUUCCAAACGAAUCAAGCAAGCAUAAGUGGUAUAAGGAAGAGGAAGCAGGACGUGGCCAACAGUCUUACAAACAGCCAGCCCACACUUCGAGCAGACCACAUCAAGCUUCUCGCACUCCUAAAUCAAAUAUUCAUUCUUCUUACAAUCAAAUUGUCACUAAGCCUCAACUUUAUGUUUUUACAGGGGAAGGUGAUUAUUUAAAGUGGGAAAGAACAAUGGAGAAGUGGCUUUGCUACAACAAAAUCCUGAAGAGAGAAGCAUUGGCUUAUGUGAUGUCUCAGCUCAAAGGAAACGUUUUUAAGUGGUUGUUGCAAGAAGAAGAUGAUCGCAGGUACUACAAGGAACCAGCUAUCACCACUUGGGAAGAUCUGAAGUUGCUACUAGGGAAGAAGUAUGCAUCCAAAGGCCACACUUCUCUGAAAUCUCCAAAGAAGAAAGUCAUAUCCGCAACAGACUUCAAAAGUGAAAAAUCAGAAACCAAGAUGGCUGAUUAUGAGAAAGAAAUCAGCAGCCUUGUUAAGGAGAUUCUUAAGACCAGCAAGCACUUAGACAAGCAGAAGAAGCUCCCAAAGAAUCAAGAACCAGUUGCUACUGUCUCAGAACUCAAUGAUGCAGAACCAGACUCAGCUGCCCCAAUUCAAGAAGCUCAAACCAAAACAUCUAUGGGAAAAGGAAAGUUUGAGAAAGAACAAGAGUUUUCUCUGUUCUUACCUCACUCUGAAUCUAAUUUUGAUAAUUCCUUUAAUGAACUAACUUGUCUUGGACCGGUGCAACCGAGUAGAAUUGUUUCAGUGUCACAGGUUGCAAAAGAAGACUCAGCAGAAAAAGAACCAGAGAGUACAACACAAGAAGAACAACAGAAAAACUUGCAGACAAAAUCAGCUCAUGAAUCUUUGUCUUAUGAUCUGCAAGAGCACUGUAAGGAGUUUAAUAUGGUUGCUUCUGUGCCUAGAAUGUUUGUUAAAGUGAGUACUGAAGACAUAAAACGUUUUGGUCUUGAUAAAGUAAAAGAUUUUUGUGUUUCAAAAUCUGUUUUUGAUAACAUGUUUAAAUCUUUUAAAGAAAUUAAACCAGAAAUCAUCUUUGAUCAAAAACGUUUUCAAAAUCAAAAUAAUAACAUUUGUGGUCAUAUUCUGAGUUUUGAUCAUUUUCUGAAACAUGUCAAAAGUUUUGAUCAUUUUGAAAAGGUUUUAGAGCUUGAAUUGAAACAAUCUGAUUUCUGUUUGAAACCUUGUGAUUCAUUUGCUAGAACUGAAGAAAGGAGUUUUGUUACGAACUUCCAUGUGCAUAAACUGAUCCUUGAUAAUUCUUGUGUUUCUGCUUAUGUAUUGAAUGAACCUAAGAAGUUGCAGGAACCGAAAUUGCAUCAAUCUGAUUUUAGAUUUAAAUUUGUGAAAUCUGCAAAGUUCACUAAGUUUGAGCUUGAUUGUUUGUGUGCUGAAAAUGAUUCUAAACAUGUAGGUUGGUUCUUUGAUGAUAUUCUAGUGUAUAACACUUUCUUUGAUAAACCUGCUGCACAAUUGAAACUAGAUAUCACUAAUUCUGAAUGUGUGAACUUGAACCUUAAUGAUAUCUGGGUCUGCAGUAUUUUCUUUGAUAUGCAUCAUAGAUGGAGGAAUCAUGCUGUUUUGUGCUUUGGAGACAUUCUGGUCUACAACACUUUCUUUGACAUGAUAACACACUUGACUUGUCCAAAAAGAGCUGAGAAGUGUACAGGUAAAAAGAGGGGCUAUACUGAUGAGUCCUUGGCUAAGCUGGAGAUGCAACAAUCAAAUCUUGGAAGCUGUCUAGCCGCCAACUUUGACAUAGGAGCAGUCCGAGGAUCAUAUCUCAGCAACCAGAAGGAAUUAAGCAACAAACUCAACUGCAAUGGAAACUACACUCAUCAGGGUCUCACGUCGAACUGGAAUCAUGUCCAAAGCUUCUCAAAUGAAAGAGUUAUGGGUUCUACAAGACGGGUGAUUCUGUGUUUGCUUUGUUUGAAUUUUUCUGAGUAUAGAACAUCUCAAUCCUAUAUAUGGCGACCAGGUGAGCAUGCUAAGGUAACCAAUCAUGUUUUCAAGAGUUCCUUUAUUGAUUACACAGAUAUGAUGCACUUGUUUUUGUCAAAAGAGUCAUGUGCAGAUUAUAUGGAAGCUUUGAAGCAUGCAAAGACAAAGAACAAGCGUGAGGAAGACAAACGUUUCAAGCCGCCUGAUCUAAGCCAGGAGAGACAUCAGGACGUCACUUGCUUCAUCCUCAUCAAAGAAGCACCUCCAGAUGCAACAUACAAGCCAAAACCGAGAAAAUAUAACUUUGGGAUAAGAAUCUUACUCUAUGAUGAUUUUGCUUGUGUUAACUUGUCUUGUUUCAAAGUAUCAGGUUUAAGUAAUGCCUCAGGAGUGAGGAAAGCCAAAUGGAUCAGUCCCUUCUACCUAAUAGAACCAGUAACACAGAUUUGAGGACAAAUCUUUUUGAAGUGGGAGGGGAUGAUGUGAUCAUGGAAAGCACCAAGGAAUGGAAUCAUGAACCUGAUCAUGGAGAACUUGUAGCUGUGGAAGAACCUACACUUGAAGAAUGUUUGAGCCGAAAUAAAGCUUCUAUCAUCAGAGACAACUUGAUCUACAUUCAAGCUACUCUACACUCAAGCUGAUCAUCAUCUAGGCAAGUAGCUUGUGUGUACUCUUUUUCCCUUGAUUGGUUUUGUCCCACUGGGUUUUCCAAUCAAGGUUUUUAAUGAGGCCACAAGUUACUUCUCUUACCUCCUAGAUGAUUGAUCUUGGUCUGUCCACAUGAAGACCUUAUGUUAUAUAAUUUUAUCUAAGUUUUUAUGCUAUGUUUUUAAUUUCGAAAACUUGGUCUUUGUUUAGUUUCCAAGGGAGCCUGUUCCCUUUAUUUUUAUUUCUAUUUUCGAGACCUUGUGCAUGUACAAGGGCCUCUCUUUAUAUUCUGGUCGUGACCCCCCCUUUAUCAUUAAGCAAUCUUUUAUCAAAAACCCUUUUCUC
Messenger RNA from Brassica rapa (field mustard), 4550 nucleotides. RefSeq lists its product as uncharacterized. The record is from RefSeq and is a predicted model, not a curated record. Lineage: Eukaryota; Viridiplantae; Streptophyta; Magnoliopsida; Brassicales; Brassicaceae.